GUACUACUGUCAGUGCUCCUGAUGAACCAUGCCGAUGGCUUUAUUUUCAAAAAGUUGGCGAAGAAGAUCAACGAUGUUGUCAAUAAAGUGGUAGACAAAGUCAAAGAGGUUCCGAAAAAUAUAGUGAAGGAAGUAAAGAAAAUGCCAUGUAAGGUGAGUCACGAUUUAUCCUCAGUAUCGAAUCAUCAUCAUCAGCAGCAGCAGCAGCAGCAGCAGCAACAGCAACAACAUCAUUAUCAGCAUCAGAAUCAUUAUCAUCAUCAAUUGUCGUAGAACUAGUAAAAGUAUUCUUAUGAUUUUAUAAUUACUGCCUUUUCCAUGCGUUGUUCGGCAUAGCGUGUCCGGUAGUAGUUCAUGCGGUUGGCACGUUGGUAGAAGUCAAGACAGGUGGGGCGGCCGUCCCUGUAGUGGAACCCUUGAAGAAGGUCGGCACAGGGGCCUGCUUACUCCGUGCUAGAAAGUGCAAACGCAGCGUUAACCCACUGGAGAUCAUGGUACCGUUCUCCGACGAGUUCUCUGACUACGACACCAACGGUGACAAGCUGAUCGCCUACGAGGAGUUUGUGUUUGUUGUUAUCAAGACGGUCACAUUAGCGGAUCCCAGCCAGCUGAGAGAACCAUUUACCAUGGCCGAUGCUAAUGGGGACGGUGUGUUGGACAUGGACGAGUUCCAGGCGGCUCCAUUCCUUUUUGCUCAUUUAAUCCACCAUCAACAUAAGAAAGAACACAUUAUUACCCGGGAAACGGUCAUUGGUGGAGACGAAACGGUCAUCGGUGAAGAAGAAACGACCGCGGCUGAAACAUAUGAAACUACCAUCGUCCCAAAGGAAGACACAACGACUAUCAUUGCACUAAACAAUACUGAGAAUGUCAGUGUCAAUGGUGACAUGUCAGCAAAUCAAACUGACUAUGCAUUGAAUUAUUAUUAAUGCAAACUGAUGAAUAACUUUCAUUAACCAAGUUUUGCAUUUGUGUAUUAGGGUAUUUGCAAAUUAAUUUAUUUUUUAGUAUAUUUGUAUAUAAGUAUAUAGUCUCCACACUGUCAUUGUAAUGUCUGCAUGUGAAAAAGUUAUUAGUAUUAUAGUUUUGUCAUGUUCGUGUUUUUGCAUUAUUUUUCUUAAAAUAAAUCAUUUUUUUUUA
This is a messenger RNA of Dreissena polymorpha, 1140 nucleotides long. RefSeq lists its product as uncharacterized. The record is from RefSeq and is a predicted model, not a curated record. Gene Ontology annotation, molecular function: calcium ion binding. Bases 492 to 929 code for a protein of 145 amino acids. The transcript has 4 exons. NCBI's taxonomy places the organism in Eukaryota, Metazoa, Mollusca, Bivalvia, Myida, Dreissenidae.